AUGACACACCAAGCGCAUGCUUACCACAUAGUUAAUCCUAGCCCAUGACCACUCACAGGAGCACUAUCAGCGCUCCUACUGACAUCUGGCACAAUUAUAUGAUUUCAUUUCAACUCCACACUUCUCCUAAUAAUCGGCCUAAUCUCAAUACUACUAACAAUAUACCAAUGAUGACGAGAUGUUGUUCGAGAAGGCACAUUUCAAGGUCAUCACACCCCUGUAGUACAAAAGGGGCUACGAUACGGUAUAAUCUUAUUUAUCAUCUCAGAAAUCUUCUUCUUCAUUGGAUUUUUCUGAGCCUUUUACCACUCAAGUCUAGCCCCUACCCCAGAAUUAGGAGGCUGCUGACCUCCUACAGGCAUCAAUCCCCUUAACCCCCUUGAAGUUCCACUUCUAAACACAUCCAUUCUCCUCGCAUCAGGAGUCUCAAUUACAUGAGCCCAUCACAGCCUAAUAGAGGGAAACCGAAAACAAAUAACCCAAGCACUACUAAUUACUAUCCUUCUAGGACUCUAUUUCACAAUCCUCCAAGCUUUAGAAUACUAUGAAUCACCCUUCACAAUCUCCGACGGGAUUUAUGGAUCAACUUUUUUCGUAGCCACAGGAUUCCACGGCCUCCACGUAAUCAUUGGCUCUACAUUCCUAAUUGUCUGCCUUCUCCGUCAACUUUUCUUUCACUUCACCUCAACACAUCAUUUCGGCUUCGAAGCAGCCGCCUGAUAUUGACACUUCGUAGAUGUAGUAUGACUAUUCCUAUAUGUAUCCAUCUACUGAUGAGGCUCAU
Messenger RNA from Gracilinanus agilis (Agile Gracile Mouse Opossum), 784 nucleotides. The record is from the annotation of a RefSeq genome assembly. NCBI's taxonomy places the organism in Eukaryota, Metazoa, Chordata, Mammalia, Didelphimorphia, Didelphidae.